UUUGCUUGUAGUUUUCUUAUUGACCGUUCUGUAGGCGUAAAGGGCAGAGCAAAAAUUCAGAUUUUUCACACAAUCGGUAAUUCAGAUCACGUGACACCGAGUCCCAUAAGCUUGCACUAUCUAUCCUAUACCUCGUCUGUAUCGGUAGCACGGGUGAAAAAACUUUCUAACCUUUCAUGAAAUUUUGUAAUAGUGAGCUAUUAUGAAUAUAUACAAUUAACAGUUUAUACAGCAAGGCUGGUUGAAUUUCGCAAAUAAUGAAAAACGUGUACACCAAAAAUUAACGAGAAUGAAUCAAGCAAAUGUUGAGAACUUGGUCUCUAGGUUAAGAUACAAUGUUAAACCAAGACGCAAAUUUCGAAAUCUACAGGGUCCUGCAGGAAGAAUAGCCAAACUUCAGAAAACGUUAACCGCUUUAAUUAAAUACGAGAGACUCGAGUUGAACUAUCCGAGAGCGGACGAGACGAGAGGUUACACUGAGCGAUUAAUAUCGGAAGCAUUACGUCAUGGACCUGAACAUAAAGAAACAAUGGAACUUGCUGACUUUUGGAUAUUAGAAAAACAGCUAGUCCAUAAACUUUUCAAGGUACUCGUACCAAGAUAUCAAAACUAUACAACUGCUUAUACAAAACUUCAUAAAGCACCGACUAUAUACCCUGGAGAACAAUACAAGCGAGCUGUUUUAGAGUUGAAAGGCAAUAUAUAUCCUAGCGUAGAGCAACAUAAUCCAUAUAAAUCUGUUUUGCUUCACAAUAUAUUACUUGAUGCAGCUAGACUAGAACAAGAAGCCCAAAAGUUUGAAGAAAUUGCAAAUAAUGUGAACACAUAAAUAUUGUGCAACAAUUUUAUUAUCUAUUAAUAGAAGAAAUAUAAAAUUUUUAGUACCAAAU
Molecule: messenger RNA, 890 nt
Organism: Nomia melanderi (Alkali bee)
Lineage: Eukaryota; Metazoa; Arthropoda; Insecta; Hymenoptera; Halictidae
Gene: mRpL17
Product: mitochondrial ribosomal protein L17
Biological process (GO): translation
Cellular component (GO): ribosome; mitochondrial large ribosomal subunit
Molecular function (GO): structural constituent of ribosome
Source: RefSeq, a predicted model, not a curated record